CACCGCUCUGCGCAGCUCAAGUUAAAGGCUAGCGAUCCUCACCGGGACACUUCAGGGAAAGCUAAACUUCAUUUUUAAAGAUAAGCAAUGAGCUGUUUUAACGCAUGAACUCCAACAGUCGGCUUUAAAGACGGUUGAAGCUUCAUAUGCUUAGAAAUUACUGAAGACUUUGUGCAGCGACGAUUGCGCACGACGCACAGGGACAGAUCAUGCACUGUCAAGCCGAGUUGAGGCUCUCCUCCCCUGGGCAGCUGAAAGCUGCCAGGCGGCGCUACAAGACUUUCAUGAUUGACGAGAUCCUCUCGAAGGAGACAUGUGAUUAUUUUGAGAAACUCUCUCUCUACUCGGUGUGUCCUUCACUCAUUGUUCGACCAAAGCCUCUUCAUUCGUGUUCGGGCUCCUCGUCACUACGUGCCUACCCGCUCCUCUCAGUGAUCACGAGGCAGCCGCCCAACCUGCCUGCUCACGUCCCGCAGCCGUCCUCUCCGGGCGCUGCCCAUCCACAUCUGCCACUGCUUUCCCCACAGCAUCCCAGAGGCUCCGAGCUGUCACCCAGCCAGACGCCCCUCAGUAUCAGCAGCGAGUCGGAGACUGAGCGCAGCACACCCCGCCUGAAGAAGCCACGUCGCAGCCGUACUAUUUUUACUGAGCUGCAACUGAUGGGCCUGGAGAAGAAGUUCCAGAAGCAGAAGUACUUGUCCACUCCUGAUAGGUUAGACUUGGCACAGUCGCUUGGUCUCACACAGCUUCAGGUGAAGACAUGGUACCAAAACAGGCGUAUGAAGUGGAAGAAAAUGGUGCUCAAAGGAGGUCACGAGGCUCCGACUAAGCCCAAGGGAAGACCCAAGAAGAACUCCAUUCCCACCACGGAGGAAAUAGAGGCUGAAGAGCGGCGACUGAAAAUUGAAGAAGAGGAGAGGAUGAGGAGAUUAGCUGAGAAAGCAGCGGUGGUGCAGAGUGGAGGAGAAGCACCCCAACUGGAACCUCAAGAUCUCAGUUCGGAAAGUCACAAUCCAGCCGGAGCAGUGGAGGGAUCCGAGCGAGAGCUGCCACUCCUUGUGUCAGAAACUCACACAGCCAGCUAAGCAAGAACAAACCAAAGACUAAUGCCAACCUGAAAACAAAUAGUGCCUCAGGAUCACUGUAAAAAAGCCUGUGUGGUGUUAAGAGCCAGUUGCUUUAGCUAUAUCGUCGGCUUCACGUUAGUGGCCUAGAGCUUUUACCCAGUGUAGCAUUGAGUUUUUCGUUCACUGGAAAUUGUGCCAUACUGAGAGCAAAUCUCCAUAAAUACUGAUUGCACUGGUAAACCUUUUGCCUUCAGCCUGCAGCGUAAGGAGUAGUAAUCAAAAAAAAAAAAAAAGGUCGGUCCGGCCUUAACGUGUAUCUCAGCAGUCAUCGUUGGUGCCAAAAUAUCAACCAAUGCCUUAUUAAAAGGUGUCUAUGAAUCUUUGUAUUAUACAUUACUUCACUGCCAAAACUCUGUAAUAUGAAACGGUUACAGUGCCUUCUUGGUCUCAGAGGAAAGCUUUUUAAAUAAAAUAAUAUCAAAUGCAGUAUAUUUUUUAUAAUCAUUUCUAACUGUAAGUGCCAUAUUUCGAGACGGAUUUGUAAAGUUUAGACAAGAAGACCUCUAUUUUUUAGUUUGGAGUCAGAUUGUAGAGCUCUGGUUAUUAUUUGCUCAUAUAAGCUUGCAUUUUUAUUUUGUUUUUUCAAAGAUCAAAGGAAAUGUUUCCCCCAAGCCAUACACUGUAUCAUACAAUAGAAACAUGUAGAAAACAUAUGGUCUCUCAAAUAUAUACACGUAUGAACAAGUAUAUAAACUGCUGUUUUUUAAU
Molecule: messenger RNA, 1835 nt
Organism: Pundamilia nyererei
Lineage: Eukaryota; Metazoa; Chordata; Actinopteri; Cichliformes; Cichlidae
Gene: barx2
Product: BARX homeobox 2
Exons: 4
Coding region: 210-1085 (291 amino acids)
Biological process (GO): regulation of DNA-templated transcription
Molecular function (GO): DNA binding; DNA-binding transcription factor activity, RNA polymerase II-specific
Source: RefSeq, a predicted model, not a curated record